GGCUGUUCUGAACGCAUCGGUCCCGCAGCAUAGCAAGUGAAGAUGGAAGUGCGGAAAAAUCAACUUUUACCCCACCAUCUUUUCUCAUGUUAGCCCAUCCGUAAGGUGCGGAGGAUACUCUUGCAACUUGCAAGUCGUUAGAUAUCCCUUCGCCCUGCUCCGAGCCUGCUCAUACCAGAUCAUUUCAAGUUGCCUGGCGAAGUAGCUCGUGCGUCCAGAGCUUGACACGGGCUGCACAUCCAAAUGGCCGAACCGAGAAAAGUGCAGUUUGUCACUCUGUCGGCCUUUGCCGGUGGUCCAGGCGCAGAGUCCAGGAAACACCGGCUGGAAGAUGAGACCGACAUGAACUUUGGCAGAGGCGCGAGGAUGGGCGCUUCGGUGACCGGGGCAGCAGGAGGUCGCGGUUUGUUCGACAAAACUGUGAAAAAGAGAACCGUGCGCCUGAGCCUCAGUCUCCCAGAGCCCAGCGACAAGUCCUCGUCCGAGUUCAACUACGGCGAGCUCCUGCGAUCUCAACAGGCCCAGACGAGUCCGCGAGCUGUUGCACCUGCUCUUGAGCCCACUGAUCCAUCCAGCGACGAUGAAAGGGAGACACCGGAAGCGGAGGCUUUGUCCAAAAAGUUUGAUAGCAAAUACGGUACUGCAAGCAGGAGAAAACGGAGGGAUCGGGUACAGGACUUGAUUGACAUCGGAUUUGGUUAUGAUGAGAGUGACCCGUUCAUAGACAACUCUGAGGCUUAUGAUGAGCUUGUUCCAGCAUCUCUCACCACCAAGCUGGGAGGUUUCUACAUCAAUACGGGCACUCUGCAGUUUCGGGCAGCCUCCGAGUCCGAGGGCGAAGAUGUCGAUAAAGACAAGCACACAGGGGAGGGGGAAGACCAGGAUCUGAAGAAGAAGAGGAAAGAUGGCGCCAGUCUGGAAGUGAAGAAACCGCGGAAAAACCGACUGCCCAAACAGGGCACACUGGGCCUGAAUAUCCACAGACCAGAGAAGAAGAGGAGAAGGAAGCCGAUGAAGGACUCUCUCUGUCUGGCUGCCAUGCUCCGCCGCUUCACCCGCGAGAAGGAGGAGAUGCACAAACACGGCCUGGCCGCGGCCAGCAACUCGCUCCACCCCCAGCUCCACCACAUCCACACCACCAAUAAUGACACGCUGCUCGCUGACCUGGCCGCUGACCCUGCCAUGAUGUCACUGCUGACCUCGGCGAAUGAGAACGAGUUGCAGGACCUCCUGAGCGACCUGGAUUUCAGUGUGCUGGACACUGGGCCGCAGCCCCCUGCCGUGGCCAGGGAGAACGGCCAGCUGGCCAGUGGCGUGGGGCCGAAAGUGGGAGGAGGGGCGCUGAGUCGGGGGCAGGUGGGGCUUCUCUCUCCCCCUCCCCUGCCUGAUGGUCUGCCUGCCCCCCUCGUCAAGCGCAUCGAAGACCUGCGUUCGGCAUCACGACAGUUUGACCAAGAGGGCAGGAAGAAGUUUUUCACUUUGGACAUGAAUAAUAUCUUACUGGAUAUUGAACUACAGGUGCAGGAGCAGCCCCUCUCUGUGCGCGCUGACGUCUACUCUCACCUGGAGGCGUUUGUGCCCUGCAAUAAGGAAGCUCUGCUCAAACGCCUCAAAAAGCUUAGUCUCAACAUCCAGGACGACCGUCUGCGUACCCCCCUUUUGAAGUUGAAGCUGGCUGUGUGUAGUGUGAUGCCAGAACAAACUGCUAGAUACAACAUGGACUGCAUGGCCAAAGUGGCAGCCAACAGGCAGCAGAUGGAGGAAGGAGAGCGGAAUGGUUCGGAGGAGGAGGAGGAGGAGAGAACGGGGAAGAGGGUGAUAGGGCCACGGAAGAAGUUCAUCUGGGAUGACAAACUCAGGAACCUGCUUUGUAACCUGGUUCGGGUAAAGCUGAAGUGUUUUGAGCAGGAGCAGUGCUCUCUCUCUGUAGAGGACUACCUCAAAGCUUUCUUGGAGAAUGAGGUCAAACCUCUCUGGCCCAAAGGCUGGAUGCAAGCCAGGAUGCUGUUUAAGGAGAGCCGUACAGUACACGGACACCUCACAGGCCUGGGCAAGAAGAGAAUAGUUCCAACCCCCAAACCCACUAAAGUAAAGGAGGUGGGAUGGACCCAGCGAGCGUCCCUGGCACUAGACCCCGCCUCUGCAUCUCCAGCACUGCUCACGCCUGUGCGCCCGCCCCCCUCCCCUCCCUCGGAACCCAUCUGCUUGUCAGACUCGCUCGACGAGGACCUGGCUACCAACUCGCUGGACUCCAUAGCUCAUGCCCUCUCCCUCCUCAACAAAGCAGCCAAUGGUGUGAACCUCAGCUCCGCACACACUUCUAGCUCUCCACCCAGAGCUCUGAGCUCCUCCUCCACCGGAGUCGGCCACUACUCCUCCCCGCUCCCUCACACAGAGAGCCCUGCCCUAUCUCUGUCCACCUCUCCCGUCACUUCCUGUCCCCUCUCUUCCACAUCGCCGGCAUUGUCAGGACGGAUGGAGACCUUCUCCGGACUGAAAGAUAUUGGGUGUCUGCAGAGAAGGCCAGUGACGUCUGGGGGAAGGUCCAGUGUCUCGAACAUGAACGCUACACCCCCUGCCAAGCCUCGCCCUCCCCCAACUGCCUCACCCCUGCUCCCCCCACAGCAGAGGGCUUUUGGGGUGAUGGGAAUGAAACCUGGUCACAGUACACCACCUACAGGUCAGCUGAAGAACUCUGGAAGCAAAUCUGCGGAUGGUUGCAGCGGCAUGGCGGCUGUCUCGCAGACAUCGCGUGUGAACUCUCACCUGAAUUGCUUGAACUCCAGAAGCCCUCAGCAACCAUCACGGGUGCCGAGCUCCCCCUCCCAGUCUCCCACGACCCCAUCACCCUCUCCCCUCCUCCCCCAGAGCAAAGCCCCGCCCCUGGCCCACCCCCAGCCAGGAUUCAUCACGCCAAUGCAGGCCACGCUCACCAAGUCUUCCCACAGCAGCAGCUCUCCCAUCAUAAAGCUCACGCACCGUCCUCCAGCUCCCACGCCUCCUCCUGUCUCCUCCCCCUCCCCUUCCCCCUCCCUCUCCCUGGCCCAUUCCCGGUCCCAGAUCCUCACACAGCCUCUCCAGUACAGUCCCAAGAGCCCAGGUUUCAGACCGCCAUUCAGCGUGCCUGCCCCGAGCUCAGCAGUGAAACCCAGCGCUGGCCAGCUGAGCUACAGCUUUGCUGGUGGGCAGAAGUCCAUCAGUCCUCUUGGGAGUUCUGCAGGCAUUACCAACCCCAGCUCCAUAGCCACAUCCCACACCACUGGCUUCCAUGACAAUAACACCUCCCCCUCUGCUGUCUCGACCAACCAUGGACAUAGGCAGAAACCUGUGGGAGGAGCUAGUCAGAGUGCCAAGACUUCGGCCAGUCGAGUGUCGGCCAUGGGACUGCCCCCUCCAUCUGACUCCUCCCUCUUGUCCCAGGUGACGUCAGCAGCAGGUGGAAGUCUCCUGGGCUCAGUGGGGGCAUCUCUGCCGCUGGGCUUUGGGAUGUUGGGUGGUCUGGUGCCUGUCUCAUUGCCCUUCCAGUUCCCACCACUGCUGAACUUUGCGCCGCCUGGCCCAGCCACGCCCACACCUGGGUGCAGCACGGGUGGAGCCUCACCCGCCUCAAACUCAGGAUACGGACUGACUCAGAAUCUGUUUAAGAGUUUGCAGUCAGGUGUGCAGGCUGCUCUACCUCCUCACCUACAGCUUGCUUUCUCAGAUACGAACCAAAGCCAGGCAGAUGUGAAAAGGAAGUCCCACUGACCGAGCGCGACCAGAAUGUACUAGUCAACAUCCAGUCAGCUGACAUUAAAUAGAUAACAUUGUCUUAUUGGUUAUUAGAUUAAAAACUAGAAGUAAGGAACUGAGUUUUGCUUCCAUUUUGGGUGGAGCAUUUGGACCUAGCUGAACAAUGACCCAUUUCUCCAAUUAAGGACAUUUUCCACAUAUUGAUUAGUGUUCUGGCGUGAUUGGAGGAGUGAAUGGGUUGUAUCUUUUUAAUUUUGUCAAUAUGUUUACACAAGACCUUAAUCACUGUGGAAGGAGUGGGUUGGUUGGUAAGAAACAUAAUUUGUACUUGCGUUUCUGUGUCUGAUAGAAACAUGAUCUAUAUGUAGGUCGUCUUUUUUUUUUUUUUUUUUUGGG
This is a messenger RNA of Electrophorus electricus (electric eel), 4128 nucleotides long. It is a transcript of the gene ubn2a, whose product is annotated as ubinuclein 2a. NCBI's taxonomy places the organism in Eukaryota, Metazoa, Chordata, Actinopteri, Gymnotiformes, Gymnotidae. Gene Ontology annotation, biological process: chromatin organization. Gene Ontology annotation, cellular component: nucleus. The record is from RefSeq and is a predicted model, not a curated record.